This is a messenger RNA of Hylaeus anthracinus, 1049 nucleotides long. RefSeq names its product NADH-ubiquinone oxidoreductase chain 4-like. The record is from RefSeq and is a predicted model, not a curated record. Gene Ontology annotation, molecular function: NADH dehydrogenase (ubiquinone) activity; ubiquinone binding. Gene Ontology annotation, biological process: ATP synthesis coupled electron transport; aerobic respiration; electron transport coupled proton transport. The transcript has a single exon. Lineage: Eukaryota; Metazoa; Arthropoda; Insecta; Hymenoptera; Colletidae. The annotation marks the transcript as partial.
CUUUACUAAUAGUUUUAUUUAUAAUUUUUUUAUCUAUAGAUUUAAUAAAUUUUUAUUUUUACUAUGAGUUUAGAUUAACCUUAAUAUUUAUAGUUAUUUUAUAUUGGGGGGUUGGUAAUAUUCGGUUAAUUUCUGGUUAUUAUUUUAUAUUUUAUACUUUGUUUUUUUCUUUGCCUUUAUUAAUAUUUAUAUUUUUUUUUUCAAUAUUUUUUAAUAUAAAUGUGUUUUUUAUACUAGAGUUAAUAUUAAAUGUUAAUAGUUUAUUGUUGAAUAAAUUUAUAUUUAUAUAUAUAGUUAUAUCAUUUUUUAUUAAGAUUCCAAUAUUUUUAUUCCAUGGGUGAUUAUUAAAAGCUCAUGUUGAAGCACCUGUAUUUGGGUCAAUAAUUUUGGCUGGAAUUUUGUUGAAAAUAGGAACAUAUGGGUUAUUACGAUUUAUAAGAAUAUUUUUUGUAAAUUUUAUUAAUUUAAAAUUUUGAUUGCUAAUUUUUAGCAUAUUAGGUAGAAUUUAUAUUAGAAUUGUUUGUAUUCGACAAAUUGAUAUAAAGGUAUUAGUCGCAUAUUCAUCUGUAGUUCACAUAAAUUUAUUACUUUGUGGAAUAAUAACUUUUUUAAAGAUAGGUAUAUUAGGAGCUUAUAUAAUAAUAAUUGCUCAUGGAUUAUGCUCUUCAGGAUUAUUUUAUUUGGUUAAUAUUUGUUAUCAGGAGAGUAAUAGUCGUUUAAUAAUUUUAAAUAAAGGGUUUAUAAUAUUUUUACCUUCAAUAAGAUUAAUUUGGUUUCUAUUAUGUUCUUCUAAUAUAUCUGCCCCUGUUUCUUUAAAUUUAGUUAGAGAAGUACUUUUAUUAAUAAGUCUAGUAUUAAUCAAUAAAAUUUUAAUUUUAUUGCUAAUAUUUUUAUGUUUUUUUUCAUUUUUAUAUACUUUGUAUUUAUUUAGAUAUGUUCAGCAUGGUAAAAUUAAUUUUUAUCUAAACAUUGGAGGGAAUAACAUAUUAAAUUUUUAUAUUUUAAUUAUUCAUUGAGUUCCUCUGAAUAUUUUAUUUUUAAAUUUAUUU